CGUGGACCUGCAUAAACACCGCUUUUCCACCAUCAUCUACUUCCGUACUAUUUGCUAUUUACUUUCCUCAUUUAUUGUGACCUCAACGACCUGGAGAAAAGACAAUGUCUUGAUCUACAGAGUGUCUGUCUCUCUUAUCGCUCUGAAAGUUUAAAUGAGGUUCCUCUUCCUAUCGAAAUUCCUCUGAACCCGAUUUUAUUUGUAAGCAGGAAUUUCUGGAUACAUCACGAAAGGGUCUGGAAGACUCUGGGAGCUGCUAUAAUUUAUAAGCACUUCCUGCUAUUUAUUAGUGUCGAUAGCUCCCACUGCCGAGAAGUGAAUUCGCAUCUUGGCGACUUUAAUCGUUUAUAUUCAUUUUCACGGGCAACAGGCACCAUGACAUCCAACACUUCUAAAACCCCACAGAUGCAGAGCAAAUCUCUUCAACGAAGUCGAAAUCGCACACUACUCUCGUGUACCGAAUGCCAUAGGAGGAAACAAAAAUGCAAUCGAAGUCACCCCUGUAAUGAUUGUAUGGAGCGAGGUGUUCCACACAAAUGCCAUUUUGUGACACCCUUGUGAGUACUCAACGUGCAUGCUACCGGUGUUAGAAAAGUUUAUUAAUCCGGAAGAAGACGGAGAGAUUUAAAACAGGAUAAUAAAAGUACAAUAGCGGCUCGUGACCGAAGGAUACUUACUGGACAGGAAGUUUUACUUAGUCUCGAAUCAGUUGACGGUUUACCAAGCGCUAGGCCAUGCUACGCAUCUACUCGAGCAGCUGGAGCUGUGGCAGCAAUAUUGUUCUCGAAGCAUACGACUACCUAUGAUAUAGAAUUCCAGGCUUCCCUUGAGCCUAGAUUAAGGAGCGAUUUCGUGGGUGGUUUUGAUGCAUUCUCUGUCUUGCCAGAUACCACCGGGGACCCGCUUCCCAAAUCAACUCUUCUCGAAUAUUGUAAGCAGCAUCUUCAAAUAACGGGAAAAGUUAUAAUAACAAUCGAAAGUUAUCAGACAGCUAGGCUCGUGGGUUGCUUCAUGUGAAGAUGGUCCACCAGUGGGUCGCCCAGCAUUCUCCUGGCUAAAACUUGCAUUGCACCAUCCCCCGUUAUUCUACGCCACUUUAUUAGGCGCAGCAGUUCACCUGGACCGCAAGCAGCCCAUUGACAAACGCACUUUGAUCUGGUACAAAAUUGAAACGAUGCGUCUAGCAAAUGAGAAAAUGAACAUACCGAAUGAAGGUGCCACGGAUCAAAUGCUCAUUGUGGUCUUGAUCUUGCUAUAUUUCAAUGUAAAUCUUCUCAUCAUUGUUCUAGUACCAUGCUAACAGAAACAUCAGGUCGGAGAUGGAGACGGAGAGGAAUAUGAAAUGCACCUCAGAGGUAUCAACCAAAUGUUAAUUAUGAGAGGAGGCGUGGAAAAUUUAGGAAUGAGAGGCAUAAUUAAGAACUGGCUGAAAUCUUGCUACGGCCCUUGGAAUCACGAUUGGCACUAUGGACUCUUUGUAGAAUUUUACGGUAUUAAACGACAAUCGCCUAAAUGAACAAUCGAAUGCAGAUGAAUAUUUGCAAGGCUACUUGAAUGAGCUAAGGGAAAGGAACUUCGAUAGUUAUCGUACACUAAUCCAAAGGUUUCUUACGAUCCCUUCACUUCUCCAAACUCUUCUUCCACUCUUCCAC
Molecule: messenger RNA, 1652 nt
Organism: Sclerotinia trifoliorum
Lineage: Eukaryota; Fungi; Ascomycota; Leotiomycetes; Helotiales; Sclerotiniaceae
Source: the annotation of a GenBank genome assembly